UAAAUGGUGGAUAUUUUGCAAGCUUACUGCUAGUUCUGCGCAAAAAAUAAAAAAAAGUCCAGUUUGGAAACAUUGGAAAAAAUAUUCCGACUUGAGUGCGAAUGGUUGAAAACUCAAAUUCGAAACACCGUAACAAAAUACGGACCGUACGCGAAGACAAAUCGAUGGAACGGGAACGAAGAAAAUUCUGAAGUAAAAUUUGUUACGAUCGUGAUCCGAUCGGAUUGAUUCCUGUGAUGUAAAUUUUUUUUCCUCCUUGCUUGUUGGGACAUAUCGAAUCGAGAACGAAUCUGGCUGUCUGUUGUUUCGGGAAAAGAUUACAAAAAAUAGAGAGGAGGUACUUAUGCAGAUCUUUUAAUAGAAUAUCUCAUCGUGCCAUUUUGCUCUACCAGAAUCGGAGAUUCAACGAAAAGAGUUAUGAUAUUUAUAGCUGACAGCACGAGUGAAUGUGGAAUUAUUUGGGCUAAGUAGUGAGAAGGGUGCCUAAUAAGUGUUUUGAGGCUGAGAUUGAAUCGCUAUCGGAAUGUGCUGAUGGCUAGAAAUUGGGAAAUUUUGUAAAAAAAAAAACACUUGGGGAAGUGAAGGUUCUUUGGAUUGCGGCGUAUUGAGCAAGCGGAAUGUGAAAUAACGUAAUUAAUUUCUAGGGCACGUCAAUAUAAAGUGUUAUUUUGAAUGUGCCAUCGAAAUUGCAAAAGAAUCCGGUUAAGUGCUGAUAUUUAUUUUCUUUUAUUGACCUUGCGUGAUCGUCGAUAUCUACAGUGAAUCAUAUUAUGAGUUUGGUGAAAGCAAGGUAGAAGAUGAUAAACGAAGUUAUUUAUUGAUAAGGCAUUCAACGAACGACAAUCUCUCACAACAAUGGCACCUGUGAACGACCAGAAUGAGGCUUUAAACACCCUCUGGAAUGAGAUUGUGAACGUGCACUGGAAGUUCCUAGAUGCGGAUGAGUCUAUGGAGAAGAUCGAGCUGAGGAGGUGCUUGGAAGAUCUUAUCCUCCAGUACUUAUGCAAUAUGCCACACAAUCAAAAAUUCUUUCUUCCUCCAACGGCGCAGGUACUCAAAAAUUCAAUCGCUAAAUUGGAAGACUUUUCCGCAUACAAAGCAGCUAUCGGAUUUGAAGCAAUCAGCCAGUACGCGAAUAACCUUUUCACGAAACCAUGGCGGAAGGAGUACAAAGUGAUCAAGAUGUACUCUGGAUUCUACCAGCACGAAAUUGCGGCCAAUUUGAUAGGAGCGGAAGUGCUUUUCGAACAGAUGGGCUACCGAACGAUGCCAAAUCAAACGUUGGUUCUCGAGGGGCCCAUCUGUCCCGAUCGGGUUACCAACGUUUCCAAGGAUGCCAUUACGGCCAACGUAGAGUGUCAGAUUAUGAAAGAAAUCUAUCGCGAUCUGACUGAAAUGUCCCUGCCGGUUAACUGGAGUGAUAUCUACUGUUUUCGGGAAUGCAAUACAAUGAACGUGAUGCAAUCGGUACAGCUGAUGGCUGCGCUGAUUCAAGAGAAGCACCAGAAAACCCAACAAGCUAGGCGAAAAGAAUCGUAUGGCAGUACGCUAGCGCCAGCAGUUAGCUCUUGCAACUCUUGCAAUCCGUAUCAGUUUCAUCCACAUAUGCAACACCAACAGCAGCAGCAGCAGCAACCGCUGGCUCCUCAGCCACCUCCUUUGGCAGUCCACUCACAGCAAGCUCCUUCGAUGCCCUUCUGUGGUCCUCAAUCCUUAUACAAUACCGGUCCCUGUAGUAUGCAUAAUCAACCUCCAAGCCUGGCUUACGGUUAUCAUCAUCAUAAUAGUUACCAAAGCUACCUACCGAAUUCUCCAUCCCAACCCCAUGCUCCUCACCCAUCGAAUCAAUCCUCUGUGAUCCCACCCCACCCACCGCCUCCCCUCGGAGUGAUACCCCAUUCUAAAUCGUUGGACCAUUAUCAAGAUCCUGCCGCAGCCAUGUACAAUCUGACCGCUUGCAUGCAACGGCAUUCGAUUGAUCAGGCCUUUGAUUAUGCCGCAGUGUCGUCGGCAUCGCAUUACGGCGGACCGAUGGGAAUGGGUCCUCCGACAGGAGUCUACGACGCUGUUGACAGCUGCAACAUGCCGUAUAACAACCAUCCCUAUAACGUUUCCGGAAACCGGUUUCCAUUACCCUACAAUCUCUCCACAAACAUAGGACCAUGUAUCAACGGAAUACCAGGAAAGCCAAACGGAAAUGAACCAUUUUAUCAACCCAGUAUUAAUGGUUACCAGCAGAUGCCGCCGUAUUACCACCAUCGAAGCAGCAGUAACGGUCAAAUAUAUGGUCAGCAAGCGCAAUCCCAUAGACAUGCUGCAGACAUCUAUAUGAAUCACAGCUUUGAUCACGCCGGUUCGCAAACUCCUACAUCUAUCUUGAGCAAAAAGAAGACUUCCUACGAUGAUUACGAUGUUCCUGCGAUACGUCAUGGUGGAGACGCCAAAAAUCUUGGGGAUCUUAUCUACAUUGACACUCGGGAAGAAACGAUGAAAGAACGAAAGAAAUCCGAUCGAUGCAUUAAGGGUACCGAUUUGCUGAUGGACUACGAAUGUGAUAUGCUUCCCGAAUCGCUGGCCGAACGAAAUCAACUUCAACAGCAUCAGCAGCAGCAACAGCAGCAACAGCAGCAUCAGCAUCGUAAUCCCUACUUACAACAUCAGACAUCCCGAAACUCACGGCAGUCCGAUUUCGAUAGCUAUGAAGAAGAACAGCUGCAAUCCGGAGCUAAUGUGCGCGCUACGAACGUGACCAAGCGUAUAUCGAGUAAAAAUCAGGACGGUAUUGGCUCGUACGAGCAAUGGAACUACGUGUUCAAAAAUUUGGAGAAACAGGGAUACACCAAGGAUUUGGGCGAAAGAGGAGAUUUUCUAGUGGACGUAGACGGAGAAGAGUACCCCGAAGGAAACACCAGCAGGGGCAGUACAAUGAAACGCAGCAGCAACGAUAAACUGAAAGCGAUGAAGGCUAAAUCUGCGGACAAGGUUGAUGGGAUACGUAUCUUAUCGGCCAAGCAAAGCCCAUCAACCAAGCACGAUCGGGACAACGAAAGAAACGAAAUUGCUGCACGAACUGCUCAAAAGCCCAUCUCAGUACAAAAAAUUGCAAAACCUUCCAGCAAUACCCAGACAGACAAUAGCCAGAAGGCCAAUCACACAACCAAUCCAAGCAGCAGCAGCAGUGUUAACUACGGAGGAACAAUCAGCAGACGAAACUCCAUCCCUCGCAAGGUUUCGACCUCUACUAAAGAGAAUGGCACUUUAGUGAACGCUUCGGCUAAUAACAGUGUAUCUGGCGGCGGAAUCCUGGUCAAUCACAACAACUCAAGCUAUACGUCGUCUUCUGCUUCGGGUAAAAAGAAAACUACCAGUUUCGACACGGCAGCAGCCACCAUCAUCAAUCCAGAGGACGAUCGACGCGCCAGCAAUGGCUGUACGGGUCGCAGCGAAUGGAAUUGUGAAUUUUGCACUUUUUUGAAUCCCGACACAAAGCGCAUUUGUGAAAUGUGCGCCAAGAGUCGGGACUUUAAUUUGAACAACGGCGGAACAACGACGGCGACCAGCAAUGGGACAGCGACCUGUGUCUAAUAGAACAAUAUUGUGAUCAAACCUGAGAAAGAACCGACAAUGUAAUGGUUAUCAUUUGCCGACAGAGGAAAAUUAAUAAUUCGACCAUCUUACAGGUCACCUAACUAGUCAGAAAUCAAGAAAUAUAUGAAACUUAUUAAAUAUAUAUUAAAAUUGUUAUACAUUACACUAUUUUUAGAUUACCUAAGACAGAAGAAUCUAAUGUCUAACAUUUGUAGCAAUUUCUAAAACUAACUAAAAUGUAAGCUCAUGUUUCCCAAAUUAUGAAAAUUUUAAUAAAAUAACUUUUCUUUGUUUGCUGUUGACAAAUGAAAA
Messenger RNA from Ochlerotatus camptorhynchus, 3900 nucleotides. RefSeq names its product PUB and ZnF_RBZ domain-containing protein tamozhennic (gene tamo). The record is from RefSeq and is a predicted model, not a curated record. NCBI's taxonomy places the organism in Eukaryota, Metazoa, Arthropoda, Insecta, Diptera, Culicidae. The coding region runs from base 856 to 3585 and encodes 909 amino acids. Gene Ontology annotation, cellular component: cytoplasm. The transcript is spliced from 7 exons.